This is a messenger RNA of Sclerotinia sclerotiorum 1980 UF-70, 447 nucleotides long. RefSeq lists its product as hypothetical. The record is from RefSeq and is a predicted model, not a curated record. Lineage: Eukaryota; Fungi; Ascomycota; Leotiomycetes; Helotiales; Sclerotiniaceae. Gene Ontology annotation, molecular function: DNA binding. The coding region runs from base 1 to 447 and encodes 148 amino acids. The transcript is spliced from 3 exons.
AUGGAAUCGAAUAAUCAAAAAGGUCGAAUACUUUUAGCUAUCGAAGCUAUCAAUAAAGAGCAAAAAUUAAGUAUUCGAAAGAUUGCUAAACUAUAUAAUAUCCCGCGUAUAAAGAUUCAGCGCAGAAUGGACAGUACUACCCCUCGUAUCGAAUCUCGAGCAAAUAGUUAUAAUUUGAUCAAAUUAGAAGAGGAAGUGCUUAUCCAAUAUAUAAUCGAUAUAGAUAAAAGAGGAGCUCUUUGCAAAGAUCCCAAGUUUAUUGAAGAGUGGUUUGGAUUGGUAUCGAAUAUACAGGCGAAAUAUGAUAUUGUCGAUUCCGAUUUCUACAAUUUCGACGAAAUCGGCUUCAUAAUAGGCACGAAAGCUAUGAAUCAAUACCUUUUCAAUCAUAUUGCAAAUCAAAUGAUAUUAUGUAUCUCAAAUUACUAUCAUAUUCAAGUCAUUUAA